Molecule: messenger RNA, 4872 nt
Organism: Parasteatoda tepidariorum (common house spider)
Lineage: Eukaryota; Metazoa; Arthropoda; Arachnida; Araneae; Theridiidae
Product: vesicle-fusing ATPase 1
Biological process (GO): Golgi to plasma membrane protein transport; intra-Golgi vesicle-mediated transport; SNARE complex disassembly
Cellular component (GO): Golgi stack
Molecular function (GO): ATP hydrolysis activity; ATP binding
Source: RefSeq, a predicted model, not a curated record
UGUAUUUUAAUUUUGCCGUCUACACUUUUGACACAACUUGAUACAACACCGCAGUGCGGGUUUAUUUACAAUCAUGUGCUAAGUUUAUUUGAGAUUUCACACUGAGGGAAGCAAUCGUAUCAUACAAAAUUUAAUUCAUUUUUAGACCUUAAAUAAAAACUUUAAGGCAUUCACCGUUCUACAUCAUGUCUAAUCAACAACCUUUAGUUCUGAAAGUGGCCAAGUGUCCCACAGAACAAUUGUCUGUAACCAAUUGUGCAGUAGUAAAUGAAAAAGAUUUUUCUCUGGAUAAAGUAAGGCACAUUGAAAUUACAACAGCUACCAACCGAAAAUAUGUCUUCACUUUAAGGUCAUCACCUGCAAUUCCUUCUGGACAAUUAGGAUUUAGUUUGCCUAUGAGAAAAUGGGCUGAACUAUCACUAAAUCAAACGCUGGAAGUACGACCAUAUACAUUCAACCCCAACAUACAGUAUAUUGCAAAAAUUAUUCUAGAAGUUGAUUUUUUGGACAAGAAAACCACACUUGAGCCUUAUGACACUGAUUUAAUGGCCCAAGAAUUUGUGAAAUGUUUCAGCAAACAGGCUUUUACAGUUGGGCAAUGUUUGGCUUUUGGAUUUAUGGAUAUGAAGAUGUUGAAAGUAGUUGUUAAAGAGAUGGAAGUUGCCAAUAUCGAACAAGUUACUGGAAAUGGGAAGCCUGGAGGGAAAAGAAUUACUCAAGUUGGCUUGUUGCUACCUGACGCUCUAGUGGUUUUUGAAAAAUUUGAAGGAUCAGCUGUCAAUUUGGUUGGAAAGGCGAAAGGGAAAACUGCUAGACAAUCAAUCAUCAAUCCUGACUGGGAUUUUCAGAAAAUGGGAAUAGGCGGUCUGGAUAAGCAAUUUAAUGCCAUAUUUAGAAGAGCAUUUGCAUCAAGAGUUUUCCCUCCAGAAUUCGUGCAACAACUUGGAUUAAAACACGUAAAAGGUAUAUUAUUGUAUGGACCUCCUGGAACUGGUAAAACAUUAAUGGCUCGUCAAAUCGGAAAUAUGCUGUAUGCAAGAGAACCUAAAAUUGUUAAUGGACCACAGAUUCUAGAUAAAUAUGUUGGUGAAUCAGAAGCCAAUAUUCGUAGAUUAUUUGCUGAUGCCGAGGAGGAGGAAAAACGGCUUGGGCCAAACAGUGGUUUGCACAUAAUUAUAUUUGAUGAGAUUGAUGCUAUUUGUAAGGCAAGAGGAUCUGUGGCUGGAAAUACAGGUGUCCAUGAUACAGUUGUAAAUCAGUUAUUAGCCAAAAUCGAUGGUGUGGAAUCUUUAAAUAAUAUUUUAGUCAUUGGAAUGACUAAUCGUAAAGAUAUGAUUGAUGAAGCCUUAAUAAGAUCUGGUAGAUUAGAGGUACAUAUGGAAAUAGGUUUGCCUGAUGAAAAGGGUCGACUUCAAAUCUUUAACAUUCAUACUGUUCGAAUGCGGGAUCAUGAAAAAUUAGCAAAAGAUGUAGAUUUAGGUGAAUUAGCUGCUUUGACAAAGAAUUUUUCAGGGGCAGAAAUUGAAGGGCUAGUGAGAGCUGCACAAUCUACUGCUAUGAACAGGCUAAUAAAAGCAUCAAGUAAAGUUGAAUUGGAUCCUGAUGCCACAGAAAAGAUUAAAGUGACCAGAGAAGACUUUUUACAUGCUUUGGAGAAUGAUAUUAAACCUGCUUUUGGAUCAAGUGCAGAACAAGUUGAGAGACUUUUAGCUCAAGGGAUUAUAAAUUGGGGUGAUCCUGUUGCUUCUGUCUUAGAAGAUGGAGAGCUAUUCAUUCAACAAGCUGCUUCACCAGAGACAAGAGGAAUGGUUAGCGUACUUUUGGAAGGUCCACCAAAUAGUGGUAAAUCAGCUUUAGCUGCUAAACUGGCUUUAAAAUCAGAUUUUCCUUUUGUGAAAUUGUGUACUCCUGAGGAUAUGGUGGGUUAUACUGAAACUGCCAAAUGCCAAAUGAUUAAAAAGGUGUUUGACGAUGCUUACAAAUCUCAAUUCAGCUGUAUAAUUGUGGACAGCAUCGAAAGAUUAUUAGAUUAUGGUGCAAUUGGGCCUCGCUACUCUAAUCUUGUACUACAAGCUCUAUUAGUUUUAUUGAAGAAAGAACCACCAAAAGGUAAAAAAUUGUUAGUCUUAUGUACUAGCAGCAGACGCCAGGUAUUAGAAGAAAUGGAAAUGAUUUAUGCUUUCACAUCUGUACUGCGUGUGCCCAACCUUAGUACAUCUGACCAUUUAAUGGCUGUCCUUGAAGAAACAGAUUGCUUUAACAGGGAGGAGUUAGCUAAAAUCAGACAAAAAACAUAUGGACGAAGGUUACGUGUGGGAAUCAAAAAGUUGUUGGCUUAUAUUGACUUAUCCCGACAAACCGAUCAUGAGCACAGAGUUAUGAAAUUCUUAUCUAAACUUGAAGAUGAAGGAUGUUUGAAUGAAGCACUGUAAAGUAUAGUCAUUAUUGAAUCGUGAACUUUUACUGAAGUUGGCAAUUGUUUUCAUUUGAAAUAAUAUGCUGUUUUGAACAUUCCUUAAAUUUUUUUGUGUUCAGUUAUGUUUUAAUUUAUUACUUCAAGUUUGUGGAUGUAAUAAUUUAUUUUGUUAAUAUGUAUAAUUUUUGUAUUUUAUCAUUGAGAUUUAGGAAUUGUUGGAAUUUGUGCUCUAAAGUUUAACAAUUUUAGAAAAUUUAAUAUCAAUGUUAUUAGUCAAAUAACAAUUGUGAUUAGUUAAAAUAUAUCUAUGUUGACAUUGUUAAAACAUCUGGUUAAAAAUGUUUACCAAUUUAUCUUGUCUUCUGCUAUGCAAGCGCAAUAUGUGAUUAGAAAAUUAACUAGGAUAGAGUUAAAUUUGCAUUGUAGUAUAUGUGCAUGAAAUAACAAUAAACCAUUGACAUUAUCCUAUUUUUUUACAUGUUAUACUAUAAACUUUUUAUUUGUCAAGUGAGUACUUAAAGUAUGAAAAAUAUUUCCAGACAUUUUUACUUGCAAAUAAUUUAUUAUUUAUUUUAUUCUAUUGCGCAAAUCCAUUUCAAAACAUCUUGUUAAUUGUUAUAUGCAUUUUAGGAUUAUGCAUGAUAGGUUAUAUGCAUGAUAAAUAUUUUCCUCUUCGAUUAGCAUUUUCCGUAUUUGAUUAAUAUUUUUAUACCUAUUUCUGUUUCUUUAAAGAGUCUGUUUGAAAUAAUAAAGUGAGUUGAAAUAUCAUUCUAAAGUAUUAAAAUUAUUCGUGUUUAUGCUGCAUAAAUAUUUUUUAUUAAAAAGUCAUAUCUGCCAUUGAUAGUAAAAGUCUAGUGGCUAUUUAGUUAGAGGUGAAAUAAUAUGCUAUUGAAUGUUCUUUGUGAGAUAUUAGAUAAUUGACAUUAGAUAUGUUAUUAAUGGGUUAAAAAUUCAAUCGCAUUAUGGUUUUUUCAUUAUAACUAAGUAUGGUAAAAAAUAUCUCUAUCCUUAGAUUUGUAAAUGUGUUAAUAUCAUUCAGUAUGGUGAAUGGUUUAAAAGUGUUUUGUCCAUUUAACUAAUCCCAAUGGACUACACAGAUUUUAUACUACUCAUGUUCGAUGAAAGUUAACUGCAAGAUUAACUGUAGAAUACAUAGUCUACUUAUACCAUUAGAGUCUGUUGGAAAAUAUCCCUUUGGUACAGUCAAUGGCAAAUAAUUAAAUUUAAUUCAUUAUAAUGCAACAUUUUUGUAAAUGUGGAAGAUUAUGAGUUAAAUAAUUUUUUUAACAAAGAAAAUUGAAGAUUUUUAUCAGUAUUGUUAUAAAAGUAUUAUUUAACACACAUGUUACUAUCAAUAUAUGAAAUUCCAGCAAUCUAUAGAAUGCUUAACAAUCUUAAACAAAGCAUGAAAUAUGAAAUAAUGUUUUACUUUGAAUAGUCAUUAUGUAGAAUGCAUAGGCAAUGUAUGAAAUAUCAAUAAUUUUAUACUGUGGCAGAAUUUCAGGCAUUCUACACAUUCAUUGACUAGGUAACUCUUACCAACUGACUAAGCCCGAUUUCAUGCACUGAUUGUAACAUACAUACAAUAGAUUGAAACAUACAUAAAAUAAAAUUGCAACAUAUAUUUUGAUAGACAUCUGUUUUGUAUUAAUUAAACUAAAACACACCGUCAGUGUCUCAUGAGGUAAAUAUUGCUAAGCCACGCUCUAUGUGUGCUGUCCAUUUGCCAAUACCUAGUAGUUUUUAUUUCAUACUUUUUUCCAACACCCAAAUUAGAAAGUAAAAAUAAGUCAUCUUUUGCUAAUUUUUACACCUGUGCUUGUUAUGAGACAUUAAAUAAAAAAAUCGCGUUAUAAUAUUGAAUAAUAGUUAUACACUGUUUUCAUACUAUAUUUGUGCAUUAAAGGUACCAAUUUAAUUUACAGUUUACAUUUGUUACAGAAUGAAACUGCCAAUUCUGUUGUGAAAAAUACAUUUUCAGCAACAAAUUUAAUAGCUAGUAUGUAUGUUUCUCUUUUGUUUAGAAUGUAAAGUCAUUUUAAAAAACAAAUUUGAUAUUUUUGUAUAAAACACAUACCUUCAUUUCGCCAAAAGUUGUAAUUGAAACAAUGUUUUAGUUAUCUAAUAAUUAGUAUUUAAUUAACUUACUUGGUUAAAAGUGUUUUAUUAGUAUAGUCAAAGUACAACGAAUAUCAUAGAAUAUAUUUAAAGUAUAUCUUCUAUGUUACCACUGUCUGACAAAUUAAAUGUAUAGCAUGACAUUUUUCAGUGUAUAGAUUUUUAGUUUUGAUAUAUUGCUUGAAUAUGAAAUACACUUCUUUAAAUUGAAUCUUUUGUAUAUUAGGUGAAUUUUGAUGUAACUAAAUGCACAGUCCACCCUUGUUGAUAAAGGAGUUGUUAUAUUACUAUAUUCAUUUGUAAAUUUUUAGAACAAAUAAAAUGUUUCACAAAUUUAA